UGCCAAGGGCUUCCAGCACCACCGAAUGACCAACGGGGCCAUGAAUGUUGAGAUUGGAAACCCUGCCUAUAAGAUCUAUGAAGGAGAUCCUGAUGAUGAUGCUGGGGAACUUCUGGACUCCGACUUUGCUUUAGACCCAGACAAGCCCACCAACUUCACGAACCCAGUGUAUGCCACCCUGUACAUGGGUGCCCACAACAGCUGCAAUUCUCUGGCGAGCACUGAUGAAAAGAAGGAGCUCCUCUCCCAGGUUGAUGAGGACAUGAGCGACCCCCUGGCAUAGACCUCGGCAUGGACUGAACUCUGCCAACAUUGCCCUGCCUCGCCCAACCUAGAGCCAGCGAGCUCUCUCAUUUUAUGCCUUUACCAACUGAAAAGAAAAGCAACGAAAAAACAUAAAAACAAGAACACUGUAUAAAAUGUAUAAAAUGAAGAACUACUUUUUUUAAGUGAUUGCAGUAUUAUAUUUUGUUCUUUGACAAAAAGGAAAACAAAUCCUCUGGUGACGGAAAAGAAACCAUUUUAUAGACAUUUUAUCCAGUUCUUUUUCAUUUUGCUCACUUCCUCACAACUUCUCUCUCUCACACACACACACACACACACACACACCUUUCUCACGCAUUCAGCCACUACCUCUGUGCAAAUGUAAAAGAUACAAAUGGCAGUGGAACAAUUUUAAUUUUUUUAUUUUUGUAUAAAUUGUGUAGGGGAAAAGAGAAAAAAAACAUUUUUGUUCCAUCCUAGAAAAUGUUGCCAAGUCUUCGUUGUUCAUGAAAGAGAGGAGAUGCGUCAGUGCUCACCACGAAUGCUUCCUGGAUGCUGGUUCACAUUUUGUGUAUAUGUAUGUUUGCUACUGGAGGUCUUAGAGGGAAAGGCGAGGUGAUGUUUAACUGCACGUGUAUGCACAAGAGACUCGGCAUCUGAUCUGUUGUUGCAAAGAGCUACAUUCAAGUGAUUGUCUUUUACCUCCUUGCACAGACUAAAGUUACAUAUAUAUAUAUAUAUAUUAUAAAUAUAUAUAUUUCCAUAUAUAUGAACCUAUUAACAAAGUGUCUUGAAAAUAUACCCAGGAAUACAAACAUCAGUAACAAAUAGCAGUCUGUACUUUUUAAUGUUUUUCUUUUGUUUUUUUAAGUCAUUGUAUAAUUGACAUACUUUGUGUCACCGAUGAAUGAAUCAUGGCAGUGUGUUAGUGUGCGCUGGAUGAAGAUGAUUGUAAUUAAGUCCACAUUCCAGGAUGAAAAAGCCUGGGAUGAUAUCCGUGGCCUUGGAUUAGCCUACUGCAGGACACCCUGGACAGGAGCUGGGGCUUUGUUCUGAAACUCUUCUGGAGUAGAGACAAGCGUCUGUGAAUUUCCGGUCAUCCUCUAAAAAAAAAAAAGAACCUGCGACCAGUAAUUAGCCGAGAACGGUUGCUUUCAACUUUUGUUCCUCGUCUUUUGAUUGUAAACAUACUUUCAGGAAAGGCCAGGGAGACCGUCUGAUGGUACGUACUUCUGUGGGAGGUUGGAUUUUUUUUUCUUUCCUUCACUGUAUGUAAUUACAUGGACAUGUAAUUUAGGUUAAUGCUCAUUGUUAAGUGCAUUCUCAGGAAGGAGACUGAUCGGCUUCCUGAUAAGCAUUCCUUUCUCCAUUCCUUUGCUUUGCUGCUAACCAUCCGGAUUUUUAGUCUGGGAAGUGUGGCUCUAUGUCUCACUGCUCACCGUAUUGCUUUUAAUCACCUCAGCUUGUCAGCCAUACCUACCAUAUCACUGCAUGGUGCUCACACACACAGAGACACACUUAACCAAGAGGAAACUCUGGCUUUAGUCCUCAAAUGUUAACAGUAUUCAUCACAUUUUUUCUUUAAAUUCUGUUUUUUUUUCUUGCUUAUUUGCUUUUAACAUCCUGCUCUGUUAAAUCGCCAUGUAAGUUGGAACAAUCAUAUUUCAUUUGGAGAAUUUCUUUAACUGGCAAAAACCCACGUUUGUGGUUCUGAUUGUUUUGUUAUAAUUCGAUUUCUGUUUGAUAUAAGGAAUUAAAUGGAUUUUUAUAGUAGAAAUGUACGAUGGCCGUGUCUGUCAUUUGGAAAGAUGGAGAGGAGAAGCAGUCUACUUCAUACUUCAGUA
Molecule: messenger RNA, 2108 nt
Organism: Maylandia zebra (zebra mbuna)
Lineage: Eukaryota; Metazoa; Chordata; Actinopteri; Cichliformes; Cichlidae
Source: RefSeq, a predicted model, not a curated record